Molecule: messenger RNA, 1140 nt
Organism: Cynara cardunculus var. scolymus (artichoke)
Lineage: Eukaryota; Viridiplantae; Streptophyta; Magnoliopsida; Asterales; Asteraceae
Product: protein FLUORESCENT IN BLUE LIGHT, chloroplastic-like
Exons: 5
Coding region: 107-946 (279 amino acids)
Biological process (GO): chlorophyll biosynthetic process
Molecular function (GO): protein binding
Source: RefSeq, a predicted model, not a curated record
GUUACAUGCUUUUUGUGAGGCAAACAAACGAUCAUAAAUAAAUUCAAUUGUGUCCAUUAAUUAGUGGCCAGCGGAGCAGGUCCUUACUGUUAGUGUUUAUCCACAAAUGGUGGUGGUUGUCCCCCGUUGCUCCACUGCAUUCUCCCGUCAUCUCCUUGGGAAGCUGUCUCCUCCUCUGGUGAAAUUAUAUGUCCAAGAUUCUUGUGAAAUUUGCCCAACUUCUCUCAAUCAAUCCUCCUCUUCACAUCAGAAAAUGGGGAUUCUAAGAUCCCUUCCAAUGGAUCUUGUUGUCACCAAUGCAUUACUGGUUGUUACACCUCUAGAAGCCAUGGCAGAAACCUGUGAAACACAGCAGUCUCUGUUUAACAUGAACAUGCCCCUGCUGCUGCUUGUUGCUCUAAUUGGGGCUACUGUUGGAGGACUGGUUGCUCGACAAAGAAAAGGAGAACUGCAACGACUGAAUGAACAGCUACGGCAGAUUAAUACAGCUUUAAAAAGGCAAGCACAGAUCGAAUCAUAUGCACCCACUUUAAGUUAUGCUCCUGUUGGUGCUAGUAAGAUACCAGAAAAUGAAGUGAUUGUUGAUCCAAGGAAACAAGAUCUGGUAUCCCGUCUUAAAAACGGGAAGAAUUUCUUAAGAAAUCAAGAUCCAGAUAAGGCAUUUUUGGAGUUCAAGGCUGCACUUGAGCUCUCUCAAGCUAUCAAGAAUCCAAUAGAGGAAAAGAAAGCUGCAAGAGGAUUAGGAGCAUCAUCGCAAAGGCAGGGUAAGUAUCGGGAAGCCAUUAACUACCAUUCUAUGGUUCUAUCGAUCUCGAAAAGAGAAGGGGAGGAUUCAGGAAACACAGAAGCGUUUGGAGCAAUAGCUGAUUGUUACACAGAACUUGGUGAUCUGGAUCAAGCAGCCACCUUCUACGAUCAUUACAUCUCUAGAUUGCAAGCAGAAUGAUCAAAUUGUGUAAGAAGAUGAAACAUGAUGUUUACCUGCUGGUGCUGCUGCUGGUGGUGGUGGAAGAAAUUAAUAUACCAUCACCAUAUUUCAUGUGUCAUUCAUUUGUAUCCUUUGAUCUCCUGAUAACCAACACAAGCAUAAACAAGGAUUAUCAAGAUAUAUACCAAUGAAUUCCGAUGUGAUUUUCAAAA